Messenger RNA from Thermothelomyces thermophilus ATCC 42464, 3274 nucleotides. RefSeq lists its product as uncharacterized. Gene Ontology annotation, cellular component: plasma membrane. Lineage: Eukaryota; Fungi; Ascomycota; Sordariomycetes; Sordariales; Chaetomiaceae. The record is from RefSeq and is a predicted model, not a curated record. Gene Ontology annotation, biological process: positive regulation of GTPase activity; Ras protein signal transduction. Gene Ontology annotation, molecular function: guanyl-nucleotide exchange factor activity. Bases 750 to 3179 code for a protein of 809 amino acids. The transcript has 5 exons.
CUCCAAUCCGACCCGAUUGUUGAAUUCGUUCAAUUUGGCGCACUGGGGCGGCCCUGGACUUUCGACCUCUCUCACAAAAGAAGAAAAAAGAUUGCCAUCUCCAUCCCCGGUCCGCAGUUUUCCCUCCCAAUCCCCAAACCGGGUCGUCGGUGCAGCGCUAUGAUUUUGCUGUCUCUGCGCGCCGCCAUGCUCUCGGGUUAGCCAUGUGGGCACAGACUCACCAGGCCGUGUCAGACCGUCCCGGGGCAGCGCUGCCGCAGCUCUCUGAGCCUGUGCUGCCGGCCAGUACCCCGCCGGGAGCUGUUGGCGCUGAUGCAGCCGCUGCGACGGGGAGAACAGGCGAACCAGACUUGGCUCCGCCAUCCGGACAGCUUUCCUCCAUCGCUGGCUCCGAAAGCACUUUCUUGCUCGUCGACGACCCUCCCGUCGCCGGCACCAGGGAUUCCUUCGCUUCGAUCGUCGACGACCCUUUUUUCCUUCGCUACCACAAUCCCGAUCCCGACCCCGUCCCCGACCCAAUCGCUGCCGCCGUCCCCGAGCCGCAUCCUGCUCACCCUCAUUCCCAUCCACAUUCGCAGCCGCAGCCACAAUCCCAUUCCCGUCCCGCGCCCCCCCAACCCGGCGCGUCGACCGCCCCGACGACGAGUGCUGGCCACCGUAACGAGGAGCGACAACCGUGGAUCCCGCCACGGAAAGAGUCUCUGAGCCAUACCAAUCCGACCCCCUGGUUUGAGCAUGCCCGCAACGACAUGGAGCCCAUCAACAUCGCCGUCAUUGGCGCCGUAGGCGUCGGCAAAUCCACCUUCAUACAACACCUGCGCCGGGCCCCCAGGCCGUCGAGCUCGAACAUCACGACCCUCCGCCACGAGCUCGACGGCGUGAACCACCUCGUCACCAUCGUCGAGCUCGAUCUCGAGGGCAUCGAGCUGGACCCGAACCAGCCCGUGCACUGGCCGAAGCAGAUCGGAGGUCACUCGGUGCCCCGCAUGGACGGCGCAAUGAUCCUGUACGACGCCGUGAAUGAAGCGAGUAUGCGGGAGGUGCCCCCGAUUAUGGCUGCCCUCGCGAAUUCCUCCCUGCCCACCGUCCUCGUCGCCACCAAGUGUGACGCGCCCGACGACCUACGACACCCAGAUCUCGCCGGGCUCGCAUCGGCAUUUGCUACUUGCGCAGGCCACUUCAGGACCGCGUCCAACGCGCCAGCCAGCGCCCGCGAGUGCCUCCAGGCCAUGCUGAGAGCUGCACUCGCCAACCGAAGAGACAAGUCGGAGGGCUCGGGUCCCAGGAGGCGUGCUGCUUCGACGGCGAACCUUGACGCGCUCACGGACUUCCAUAACGGACGCCCAAUCAGUCAGCACAGUAAACACAGCAGGGCCAGCUCCGACUUCUCGCUCCUGCGCGGCUUCCCGCAGCCUCCCCACGAGAGUCAGCACAGAGGACCGGCCUCGAGGUCGCCGAGACCGGAUUACCAGAGCGCCGCUUCCGGCAGCAACCUGAGCUCCGGCAGCGCCGCCGCCAUCACCGAGGACGGCAAGCAGCAGACGUUGUCGAGCAUGCUGCGGACCCCAGGCAUCCGGCUAGACGGGGGGGGCGAGAGCUUCCUCGACGUUGACGAAUCCGACGGCGACCAGUUCUCCGAGGGCGCCUCGACCCGGCGGCGGAGCGAUGACGGCAGUGACAGGCAGGCCAAGGUGGCGGGCGUCACCUUUGACGAGCUCGUCGACAGGCUUCUCGCCCCCAAGAUGUCGAAAGCCGAUCACAGUUUUGCCGAUAUCUUCCUAUGCCUGUACCGCAAGUUCGCUGCUCCGUCCGCACUGCUCACGGCAAUCCGCGCACGGCUGGACCAGUUGCGGAACGACCGGACGAUGGAGUACCUGAUCAAGGUAGAGGCGCAGAUGCGCACGAUCGAAGUGGUGGCCAAGUGGCUCUCCCUGUACCCCGGAGACUUUGCCAGGUCGGCGACGAGGAACAGUCUGGAGGAGCUGAUCCAGCAGCUCGCGAGGGAGCCAGUCUUCCUCGCGGCCGCGCAGCAGAUGCGGAUGCACCUCGACCAGAAGGUCACGGUGGACGACGAUACCGGGUGGGCGAACUCGGAUCCGCCGGACGAGAACGAGAGCAAGGAGCCCGCUUCCGCCGCCGGACAGAGGGUGCGAGGCAUGACCGAGUCGAUGAGCUCCUUGCAGCUGGACGAGCCGGGCGCAGCAGCAGCAGCAGUAGCACCAAGCCAGCGGCGCGCGUCGCAGAGCUCCGACCUGUCCGGCAUCGAGGGCCGCGGCCCCCCUCGCGGACCGGCCCGGCUCCAGUUCCAUUCGGUCGAAGACUACGAGGCCGAAGCGGCCACCCUCGUGCCCGCGCCCGUCCUCCCCCUCAACAAGUUCAGGUACCAUCAGUUCAUGGAGCUUGACGUCGAGGAGGUCGCGGACGAGAUGACGCGGAUAGACUGGGUCAUGUUCAGCUCGAUCCGCAUCCGCGACAUGGUGCGCCACGUCAGCCUCUCGCACGAGCAGAAGGAGAAGUGCCGGCAGCUCAGGAACAUGAACCGCAUGGUCGCCCACUUCAACCACGUCGCCCAGUGGGUCGCCAACAUGAUCCUGAUCCGGGACAAGGCCAAGCACCGCGCCCCCUGCCUCGAGAAAUUCAUGCAGGUCGCCCAGAAGCUGCGCCAGAUGAACAACUACAACGGCCUGGCCGCCGUGCUGGCGGGCAUCAACGGCACCUCCAUCCACCGCCUCGCCCAGACCCGCGCGCUGGUCUCGCCGGAGGUGCAGAAGCGGUUCGCCGGCUUGGUGCUGCUGAUGGGCACCCAAAAGAGCCACUUCGCCUACCGGCUCGCCUGGGAGAACUCGCCCCUGCCGCGCAUCCCCUUCAUGCCCCUGCACAGGCGCGACCUGGUCUCGGCCGAGGAGGGGAGCAAGACCUUUGUGGGGCCCGGCGGCGACCGCAUCAACUGGAAGAAGUUCGAGGUGCUCGGCGAGGUCCUGCUGCCCAUCAUGAAGAGCCAGGGCCAGCCGUACCCGAACCUGCAGCGCCACGAGGCCUGCAGGGAGCUGAUCCUAGAUUGCCGGAUAUCCACCGAUGAAGAGGAUCUUUACCAACGCAGUGUUCAGGUUGAGCCCACGACCGGCGGGGGGGCGGCGGAGUCGGCCAAGAAAAAGUUUGCCUGGUUGGCGAAUCGGUAAUAUCUAGGUAAACGACACGACGGUGAAUCCGCGGUACGGUAGUUGGAGGUAAAAGAUUGGCCUGUUGUACCCUGGCUCGGAAUUUUGAGAGCAAG